Molecule: messenger RNA, 2199 nt
Organism: Pieris macdunnoughi
Lineage: Eukaryota; Metazoa; Arthropoda; Insecta; Lepidoptera; Pieridae
Source: the annotation of a GenBank genome assembly
AUGGCGAAUAUUGAUGCGUUAGAAGUGAUUCAAUAUAUCGAAUAUGCUCGGCUACUUACUAUACAUGAAUCUUAUGCUAAAGCUUUUGAUAUGUAUUUGAAUGCUUUUGAAAAGUUUCCAGGUGUGAAAGACCUCUACGAAGAUGAAUUUCGUAUAGUUAUCAAAAAAUUUAAUGAUGUAUUAGUAAGCGCCGACAAAAUACAAGAUAUAUUUUCUAAUUUUUCGCGUGCUAUAUCUGUAUUUUCAGAAAAUGUGUACCUGUUGAAUGAACUAGGAAAGUAUCUUUACAAGUUUGGUUACUAUUCUGAUGCAUGGCUUCAGUUUCAAAGAGCUUUAAAAGUCGAUGCGGGUUUUGUUAAUGCAGAAAAGAAUUUAAAUUCUGUAAAGAAUUUGCUUGUUGAAAGAUGGCACUUCCGAAUGUUAAAUGAUGUUAUACGAAAUGAAACUUACAGGGCAGCGAUACAUGAUGUUAUUAGACCAACAGAGGACAGUAUAUUGGAUAUCGGUUGUGGUACUGGCCUGCUGUCUCUAUAUGCAAAUGAAUGUAAUCCAAAAGCCAUAGCAGUAUGUGACAGCUCUGAAGUAAUGGCUAAUAUAGCUAAUACAGUUUUUAAUGAUUAUGCUCUAGAUCAGUUGAUAAUUCUCAAUAAAAAUUCAACAAUGUUACAUGAUACUGAUAUUGGUGGCAAAUGCAGUGUCCUUAUCACAGAGUUAUUCGAUGCUGGGCUCUUUGGAGAACACAUUUUAACAACUUUACAUCAUGCAUGGACAAAUCUGCUACUUGAAAAUGCAAAGGUUUUACCAUCUUCUGCUGAGUUUUUUGUUAUUGGUGUUCAAUGCAAUGAGCUUAUUAACAAAUAUCAACUUUGUAAAGUUACUAAGGAUAUCUUGAAGGUUCCCUUUUUAAAUACACAUAUUUUACUUAAUGAUGAAUCAUAUGACUGUGAAGAUAUUCAGUCUUAUAAAACAUUGAAAUAUAUAACAGAACCAAAGUCAGUUACAACUAUUGAUUUUAAUGAUAUUAACAACAUAGAAGAUAAGUUAAAUAAUUCAGAGCCAACCAUUGUGCAAAUGACUGUCACACAAGAUGGAGAGAUAAACAGUUUUAUUGGAUGGUUUAGCUUAAAUUUGACACAAAAAUAUAAAUUGUCUACAGAUCCACAGUCAACCACAAGAGCAAAAGCUUGGCAAAAUGCAAUAUUCUUUGAUAAAAUACCUCAAAGAGUAAAAAAAGAUGAGAGGUUUGUAUGUAAAUUUUCUUCGCAGUCUGGGAAAAUGACUCUGCUUCCAGAGACUAAUAUAACGAUUACUAGGGUUUCGCCAGAUGUGAUUCGAUUUUUAAAUGAUUUGGAAUACUUAAAAAAAAUUACUAGCUGUUUGGGUCUAGCUUGUGUAUAUUUAGGACAAAUGACAGAAAUGUCUGAUAUGAGCAUAGUAGAUUUGUGCCCAUUCCCAUUUUUUGGCAUGCAGAUGCUCAAAAGAGGGAUUAAAUCCAUUGUUUGCUGUGCAAAAACUGAAUUUGAUAAAAGUUUUAUGGAUGAAGUUUUUAAAGCUAAUGAUAUUGAACUGUCAAAAAUAUCAUAUUUGAUUGGUGAUGGCUGGAAUCAAGACAGUUUUGGUGUUGAAAAAUAUCAUGCAGUCUUUUGUAAUAUGCUAGAAGUUGGCGGAGAUAUUGAUUUACGCUAUAAGGAUGUUGCUCUAUAUUUGAAGCAGACAAGGCUUUUGCCAGGAGGGCUCUUCUUACCAACUAAAAUUUCACUUAUUGCUCAGAUUGCUCGGUGUGAUUCUUUAGAUACUAAUAACCGACUAUAUGACAAGAAUAUUGGUGAUUUCAAGAUAUCUCAGCAUUUGAAUAAAUAUCAGUCUUCACAGAACUUUUGCCUUGAUUAUUCUCUUUUAGACUUUAUACCUCUUUCAGCACCAACUGAUUUAGGAGAAUGCAUGAAUAUGGCAUCUGAUGUAAUUAAUGUUGCCAUAAAAAAAACUGAAGAAGCAAACUGUAUACUUUGCUGGUAUAACAUAGAAUUGAUGGAGAGUUUAGGAGAGAUUUCUACAAAAAGGCCAAACUGCUUCAUUGAUGGCACAGCAUUUUUGGCAGAUCCUCAUAUUUUUAUGAGGCAGGGGGAUAUUGCUAAUAUUUUGCACUGUGUAGAUUCUGAUGGAUCAUUUAAAUUGACGCUGGAUGUGGAAGCCACAUAG